Messenger RNA from Hyaena hyaena (striped hyena), 750 nucleotides. RefSeq names its product family with sequence similarity 162 member A (gene FAM162A). Gene Ontology annotation, cellular component: mitochondrion. The record is from RefSeq and is a predicted model, not a curated record. Bases 108 to 575 code for a protein of 155 amino acids. Lineage: Eukaryota; Metazoa; Chordata; Mammalia; Carnivora; Hyaenidae. The transcript is spliced from 5 exons. Gene Ontology annotation, biological process: positive regulation of release of cytochrome c from mitochondria; cellular response to hypoxia; neuron apoptotic process.
UGCCACUGCCGCCCGCCCCUUUUUCCCGUUGCGGAGUUUGGUGACAUUGAACGGGUCCGCGUUGUCACCGCCCGCGAGGCGCAGUCGGGUCGGCGGAGUAGGCGGCCAUGGGGAGCCUGCGCGGCCUGCGCUGGGCGGCGGGAAGCUGUUUUAGGUUAUAUGAAAGAGAUGCUUCCUCAUCUCUAAGAAUUACCAGAAACUCUGAUUUGAAAAGAAUAAAUGGAUUUUGUACCAAACCACAAGAAAGUCCAAAAGCUCCACCCUACACUUACAGCCACAGAGUGCCAUUACACAAACCUACACAAUGGGAGAGGAAGAUCCUGGUAUGGUCAGGUCGCUUCAAAAAGGAAGAUGAAAUCCCAGAGACUGUCUCGUUUGAGAUGCUUGAUGCUGCAAAGAACAAGAUCCGGGUGAAGAUCAGCUAUGUAAUGAUUGCCUUGACAGUGGGUGGAUGCAUCUUGAUGGUUAUUGAGGGAAAGAAGGCUGCCAGAAGAAACGAGUCUUUAACAAGUCUGAACUUAGAAAAGAAAGCUCGCCUGAGAGAGGAAGCGGCUAUGAAGGCCAAAACAGAGUAGCAGAGGUAUCCAUGUUGGCUGGCUUUUGAAAUUGCAGGAAUAAUGUUGCAGCAAUUAGCUUGUUAUUAAAAGGAAUAUGGUAUGAGGAUCUGUAUCAUGAAAGUAUGGUUUGCACAAACAUAAUCUCCCAAUUUCUGCUGUAGUGGUACAAAUAAAUUUCCUUUUGGAAAAAUGA